AUGAUCACGGGCUCGGGCGUGUACCACGUCGUGGAGACGAUGGCGCCGCUGUACACGGCGGCGGCGCUGGGCUACGCGUCGGUGCGCUGGCUCAAGGCCUUCUCCGAGGAGCAGUGCGCGGGGAUCAACCACUUCGUCGCCACCUACGCCCUGCCGGCGCUCGUCUUCGACAUGGUCUCCACCAACGACCCCUACGCCAUGAACGUCCGCCUCGUGGCCGCCGACACGCUGCAGAAGGGGGCCAUGCUGCUAGGCCUCAUGGCGUGGGCCGCGUGGCCCUCAUCCCGCUGCCGCGGCGAGAAACCGGGCGGGGGCGGCGGCGGCGGCUGCAACGUUGCGGUCUCCCCGCUGCAGUGGGUGGUGACCGCCUUCUCCGUGGCGCAGCUGCCCAGCACCAUCAUCAUGGGCGUGCCGCUCCUCGGCGGCAUGUACGGGCCCGCGUCCAAGGACCUCAUGAAGCAGAUCGUCGUGAUGCAGUUCUGCCUCUGGUACAACGUCGUCAUCUUCAUGUACGAGUACAUGGCGGCGACGGACGGCAGCACCAAGGCCGGCCCCGGGUCGCCGGAGAAACGCGCCAUUGCGGCAGUUGAGCGAGCCCACCAAGUAACCGUGAACGUUGAAAGCACGGAGCACACCAGACAACAAGGCAUGGCCGUGGCUGGCCAGCAGGCGGCGGCGGCGCUCACGACGGAGGUGUGUGCUGGUGAAGAUGAUGAGGGCGCGGAGGCAGAGGAUGACUCGCUGCCGGCGUCUCCAUCGAUGAGGCAUAUCGCUUUCAUGACAGGGAAAAAGGUUCUCAGGAUUCCGAAUACCUAUGCUAGCUUCCUUGGCCUCGUCUGGGCUCUAAUCACUUUCAAGUGUGGUAUCAAGAUGCCAAAAAUAAUCCUCGAUUCUUUGUUAACCAUACAAACUACAACAAUUGGUCUAAGCAUGUUCUCAUCAGGGACGCUCAUGGCGCCACAACCACAGUUCAUUCCUUGCGGCUACGCGAUCGCAAUGGUUUCAUUGGUCCUGAAGUUUCUGAUAGGUCCGGUGGCAAUAUUGCUCGCUUCGCUGGUCGUUGGUAUGCACGGCACCCUGCUAUGCAUUGCUGUUGUACAGGCGGCACUGCCAUUGGUCGUCGCUUCAUUUGUGUAUGCUGAAGAGUACAAGGUCCAUGCAGACAUCAUGAGCACAGGGUAA
Triticum aestivum (bread wheat) is the source of this 1182-nucleotide messenger RNA. RefSeq names its product probable auxin efflux carrier component 9. Gene Ontology annotation, molecular function: auxin efflux transmembrane transporter activity. Lineage: Eukaryota; Viridiplantae; Streptophyta; Magnoliopsida; Poales; Poaceae. The transcript is spliced from 4 exons. The coding region runs from base 1 to 1182 and encodes 393 amino acids. The record is from RefSeq and is a predicted model, not a curated record. Gene Ontology annotation, biological process: auxin export across the plasma membrane; auxin polar transport. Gene Ontology annotation, cellular component: plasma membrane; endoplasmic reticulum.